Molecule: messenger RNA, 6342 nt
Organism: Echinops telfairi (small Madagascar hedgehog)
Lineage: Eukaryota; Metazoa; Chordata; Mammalia; Afrosoricida; Tenrecidae
Gene: MEF2C
Product: myocyte enhancer factor 2C
Exons: 11
Coding region: 493-1908 (471 amino acids)
Biological process (GO): cell differentiation; positive regulation of transcription by RNA polymerase II
Molecular function (GO): RNA polymerase II cis-regulatory region sequence-specific DNA binding; DNA-binding transcription factor activity, RNA polymerase II-specific; protein dimerization activity
Source: RefSeq, a predicted model, not a curated record
GCGCACACGCGAAUGCGCGGGCUUGCGCACGCGCCUCCACCCCCACCCCCCUUCCGCGCGCGCUUCAUUUGCGCGCGCGCGCACGCGCUCACAUCGCUCCAGCUCUCGGCUGGCUCGGCUCGCAGUCCCAGCCGCUUGAGCACACGCGUACACCCAGACAUCUUCGGGCUGCUAUUGGAUUGACUUUGAAGGCUCUGUGUGGGUCGCCGUGCUGCAGGUUGGACUCAAGUGGAGAAGCACUGCAAGGCUGGACGAAGUAAAGAUUACUAUUGUUGUUGUUUUUUCUCUCUCCCUUUCUCUCUCUUAAGAAAGGAAAAUAUCCCAAGGACUAAUUGGAUCGGGUCUUCCUUCAUGAUCGAAUGCAGGAAUUUGGGAGCUGAGUUGUGCAGGUGCUGAAGAAGGAGAUUUGUUUGGAGGAAACCGGAAAGAGAAAGAAAAGGAAGGAAAAAAUACAUAAUUUCAGGGACGAGAGAGAGAAGAAAAACGGGGACUAUGGGGAGAAAAAAGAUUCAGAUUACAAGGAUUAUGGAUGAACGUAACAGACAGGUGACAUUCACGAAGAGGAAAUUUGGGCUGAUGAAGAAGGCGUACGAGCUGAGCGUGCUGUGUGACUGCGAGAUCGCCCUGAUCAUCUUUAACAGCACCAACAAGCUGUUCCAGUACGCCAGCACCGACAUGGACAAGGUGCUGCUCAAGUACACGGAGUACAACGAGCCGCACGAGAGCCGCACCAACUCCGACAUCGUGGAGGCAUUGAACAGGAAAGAGAACAAAGGCCGUGAAAGCCCCGAUCCCGACUCCUCUUAUGCACUCACCCCACGCACUGAAGAAAAAUACAAAAAAAUUAAUGAAGAAUUUGAUAAUAUGAUCAAGAGUCAUAAAAUUCCUGCUGUUCCACCACCCAACUUUGAGAUGCCCGUCUCCAUCCCAGUGUCCAGUCACAACAGCCUGGUAUAUAGCAACCCCGUCAGCUCACUGGGAAACCCCAACCUUUUGCCACUGGCCCACCCUUCUCUGCAGAGGAACAGUAUGUCUCCUGGCGUAACACAUCGACCUCCGAGUGCAGGUAACACAGGUGGUCUGAUGGGUGGAGACCUCACAUCCGGUGCAGGCACCAGUGCAGGGAAUGGGUAUGGCAAUCCCCGAAACUCACCAGGUCUGCUGGUCUCACCUGGGAACUUGAACAAGAAUAUGCAAGCGAAAUCUCCCCCUCCUAUGAACUUGGGGAUGAACAACCGUAAACCUGAUCUCCGCGUUCUUAUCCCGCCAGGCAGCAAGAACACCAUGCCGUCCGUGUCUGAGGAUGUCGACCUGCUGUUGAAUCAGAGGAUAAAUAACUCCCAGUCUGCUCAGUCAUUGGCUACCCCAGUGGUUUCCGUAGCAACUCCUACUUUACCUGGACAAGGCAUGGGAGGGUAUCCAUCAGCCAUUUCAACAACGUAUGGUACUGAGUACUCGCUGAGCAGCGCAGACCUGUCCUCUCUCUCUGGGUUCAACACCGCCAGCGCUCUUCACCUUGGCUCGGUCACUGGCUGGCAACAGCAGCACCUCCAUAACAUGCCACCGUCUGCCCUCAGUCAGUUGGGACCUUGCACUAGCACUCAUUUAUCUCAGAGUUCCAAUCUCUCCCUGCCUUCUACUCAAAGCCUCAGCAUCAAGUCAGAACCUGUUUCUCCUCCUAGAGACCGUACCACCACCCCCUCGAGAUACGCACCCCACACGCGCCACGAGGCGGGCAGAUCUCCUGUUGACAGCUUGAGCAGCUGCAGCAGCUCGUACGAUGGCAGCGACCGCGAGGACCACCGCAGCGACUUCCACUCCCCGAUCGGACUCAGCAGGCCUUCGCCGGACGAACGGGAGAGCCCCUCAGUCAAGCGCAUGCGGCUCUCUGAAGGAUGGGCAACAUGAUCAGAUCAUUACUUACUAGUUUGUUUUUUUUCCUUGCAGUGUGUGUGUGCUAUACCUUAAUGGGGAUGGGGGGGUCGAUAUGCAUUAUAUGUGCCGUGUGUGGAAAAAAAAAAAAAAGGUACUCUGUUUUGUAAAAGUACUUUUAAAUUGCCUCAGUGAUACAGUAUAAAGAUUAAACAGAGAUGCUGAGAUCAGCUUAGCACUUGAGUUGUACAACAGGACACUUGUACAAAAUAGAUUUUAAGGCUAACUUCUUUUCACUGUUGUGCUCCUUUGCAAAAUGUAUGUUACAAUAGAUAGUGUCAUGUUGCAGGUUCAACGUUAUUUACAUGUAAAUAGAUGAAAGGAAACAUUUGCCAAAAGCGGCAGAUCUUUACUGAAAGAGAGAGCAGCUGUUAUGCAACAUAUAGAAAAAUGUAUAGAUGUUUUGGACAGACCCAGCCAUGGGUGGCCGUUGGGAAAUACACAUUAGGAACAGGCCAGGCCACCGAACAUCCCAAGAACGCUCACCAACCUGCAGGCGCACCAUGGGCGUAGGGCACGCAUUCGUAAACGAUCAAAGACCAUCAAAAGAGGGCCAUACCGAUUAAAAAUACACAUUUUUUUACAUAGUGGAGUCUGAGGGCUAACGUAUUUAAUUAACUAAAUAAAUAAAUCUGGGUCUGCCUCUCUUAAUAAAUAAAACUAUAAAAAUAUGUACAUUACAUUUUGCUUAUUUUCAUAUAAAAGGUAAGACAGAGUUUGCAAAGCAUUUGUGGCUUUUUGUAGUUUCCUUAAGCCAAAAUGUGUUGGUUUUUCCCCCCCUUCAUAGCUUCGCUAAUAUUUUAAACAGUCCUGGGAAAACCAAAAGGACUUUUGUACAGAACAGUACUGCCCCAAGCCAUGAAGAGCUCCCCGCUUUGCUCACCAAGAUAACCGUUUUCUCUUUGUAGCAGUUUUGUUUUUGAAAUGUGUAUUUCUAAUUAUAUAAAAUAUUAAGAAUCUUUUAAAAAAUCUGUGAAAUUAACAUGCUUGUGUAUAGCUUUCUAAUAUAUAUAAUAUUAUGGUAAUAGCAGAGGUUUUGUUAUCUUCAUAGCGGGUGGGGGUAUAUUUGUGCAGUUGCACAUUUGAGUCACUCUUCCUUCUGUUUUCUUUUACUCUGCAUACAUUUUAUAAGUUCAAGGUCAGCUGUUAAAAGGAUAACCUGUGGGACUAGAACAUAUCACAUUGCAACACCCUAAAAUUGUCUUUAAUACGUUAACAAACUACGGGGUCAUGUGACAUCCAUUGUAUCUACUGGUUGGUUUCUUUUGGUUUGUUUGGGGGGGGGGUUGCACUUUUUAUCAAAUGCAGGGCCCCUUUCUGAUAUCACCAUUUCACUAGGCAUCUUGGAAUUCAGUGAGUGCAUAUCACACCAUGCCCAUACCCGAAACCACCGGGUUGAUUUUCAGCCUAGAUUUUGAUAUGCUUCUUAGAGAUAUGCCCAGAAUAGAAAACGGCUGUCUGGCACGUGUCCUGCAAAUACAGCCCUUUAAACAAGUGAUAUGGAGUUGACUGGUGAAAAUUCCCACAGAAGGAACAUGUGAAAGACUGGGUGCUAGACGAGAGGGAAGCAGGUAAAGGGAGAGUUGCUUUGUUGCCAGUCAUUUUCACUGACCCUGGACAAUCUUGUCAACCAGAGAGGACUGUUGAGCAAUCCCGAUGUGCCAGGACCCCCCCCCCCCAAUGUCACUUCUGCAUAAAGCAUGUAUGUCAUCUAUUUUUUCUUCAAUAAAGAAAUUUAAUAGCCAUUUCAAAAAAUCCCAUUAAAGAACCUCUCUAUGUCCCUUUUUUAAAUUUUCAAGAAAAUAUCAUGACUCUUGUCUAAGAUCUCGCCGAUAGGAUUAACUUCCAGACCCUUUAAAAAGUGAGAGCCAUAAACAAAAUGAUACAUGUUUAGAGAGCAAAAAAAGCUCCGUCUAGGAAUAAUGUUCCUCCUCUUGGAAUGUGAAGAUCUGUCAAAUCAUCUCCAGUCACGUGCAUUGAAAUACACCUCAAGAAGAUACAGACAGUCAUACCAACACUGCCAGAUCCCUCUUAGGAUGUUUCGUAUCCUUUUUUUCUUUCACUUGCGUAUUUGCUAUGUGUUGCUCAUUGUGAAAGGCUGCCGCUGGGUGGCAGAAGCCAAUAGAUCUUAUUAACGAGGCUAUAUUUUUCUUAACUUGGUCUGAAAUCCACAAUUAGACCGCAAUGCACCUUUGGUUGUGUCCAUAUAGGAUGCUAGCCUGCCUUGUACUCACGUUUUAUAUACUUAAAAGGGGAAUAAAAAUGAUCAGCCAUUUCAUUUAUCCCACGACUCAAGGUAUCCCUGGAACAUGAAAGAAGAACAUUUAUGCAGAGGGAAAACAGAAGAUCGUCCCCGAAAAUACAGACACGCAGACACGCACACACUUCCUCACAUGCACACAGGGGGCAGGGGAACUAAGAAAGUCAUUUUCCUUCCCAUAAGUGAUCCCAUCUUUACAUCCCAUCCUUAUAACUUGAUGUAUAUAAAAUAUGCAAACAUGUCACCAACGUUAUAUGUCAUUUCGAGACACUUUAGUUUAUCAGUAUCAGAAAUUUACCAGUAGGUGGGGUGGGAUCAUUAGAUGAAAAUAUGAAGAAAUAGCCAUAUGAAUUUUUUUACCUGCAAUUUGCCUCAGUACCAAGGAAAAAGUAAAUUUGUGAAGCUGAAGAUAAAGUAAACUAACAUGCCGGCAGAAGCCUUGGCUGUUAAUAGCCGUUCUGACAGUCGUUUUCUAAGUGCAGAAGCACCUGGAAAUAGAUGCCAGUCAUCUUGCGUCCCCACUGAGAGUGGUGGCCAGACCGGGACCGCGAAGGGAUAAUCUGAGAAUUUUUUUUAAAAGAUUGAAUGAUUUAUGGAGCAGAAGCACAAUUCUGAUUGUGAUGAGUCACUUUCUGUAAACAAGCUAUCUUUUCUUUUUAACCCUGAUUCCUUAUCUGUAAUGGACCAUUUAUUGUGUUUGCAAAGCUAGUUUGGUUUUCAGGAGUCUUACACAGUAAAAACCCUUUGUAGUCAGGAGACUCGGGCAAGCCCCGAGGAAGGGUUCCCUGGCAAACCCCACGUAGAGUCACAUUUUCGGCAGCAUUCUUCACCGGGCGUGGAAGCCGUCAGGGGCAUUCUAUGUAAAGACCAGUGUUUUCUCCUCUGGUCCUGUGUUUAAAGCUUGGGGGUAACCCUGCGAGCUUACAGACUGAUACAAGUGUGCUCUGUAUACACCAGCUGCACAACCUGUAUAUUGUAUGCAUCGGUGCGUGGAGGCUGCAUAGCAACCUUUUUAAAAAUUGUGUUUUUUAGUAUGAAAAGAAAUGGCUUAUUUUUUUCCAGAGGUGGGAUUUAACAUUUUGUAAUAAUGAAUAUGAAAAUACGUGUCAUGCUCAGAUCAUCGCAAGGUGGACUAAAACAUGAGGGGGGGGAAAUGUGAGAAUUUUUUAAAAAGAAAAUUCCAAUGCAGUUUUUUUUAGUGUGUCCUCUUACACUUUCAUGCGCCUCUUUUUCUUCAAUAUCUAGCUUUCGACUUACAGAUCGCGUCUUUUGUUGUUGCACCUUUUACCCUUCUGUUCGUUUUUCCAGAGAGUAAAUGCUAUGUAUUUCUUUCCUGUAAUUUUUUUUUUAAGAAGCAGCGGCCACUUGAACCCUCAAUCGAGGCUGUUGCCUCCGUGUGGCAUACUUCCUCUGCCCUCAUGUGUGCCAUCUGCUGUAAUGUCGUCACUUGCGUGGCGUUAAUUUCCUGCCACUACAGAUCUUUGGAAGAGUGAUGGGAUACUGGGGUCUGUGGGAAUGCUUCAGACUACAGAUGUCAUUAAAGCCUUUUUUUACUACGUUUUAACCAAAGAUGUGGAGCAAUCCAAGCCACAUAUCUUCUCCAUUCAAUUUGCCCAUUCGGGGUACUGUCCUAAUUGAGUACUGCAGUUUGCCUUCCCUGUUCAUACCUCAACUUGAUUCAUACCUCAGUGGAGUUCAGACAGGUCAGCUACGCGAUGCAGUCUGCUGUGGCGUGAGCGCAGGGCCAGGACCGGGGUCGGGGGGGUUGUGGAGCUGGGUCCCUGGAGGCAUAGGACUUGGAUUGCUUCAGAUGGUUUGCUGUAUCUUUCUUUUUUUUUUUUUUCUUCUUCUUUUUCUGGGGACUUGUUUCCAUUAAAUGACAGUAAUUAAAAUAGCUUGUAAAUGAGGGCAUACAAGCGUUUGCAACAAAUAUUCAAAUAGAGGCUCACAGCGGCAUAAGCUGGACUUUGUCGCCACUAGAUGACAAGAUGUUAUAACUAAGGUAAACCACAGCUGUGUAUCUCCAGGGACUUCAUUCAGCUGUCUGUAGUGAAUCAAAGUGGGAAAUUUUCCAAAGGUUCUCCUGCUGGAAAUAAGGUCUAAUUUGUAUUUUGCAGACAAUUCAGUAAAGUUACUGGCUUUCUUAGUGA